Molecule: messenger RNA, 1070 nt
Organism: Menidia menidia (Atlantic silverside)
Lineage: Eukaryota; Metazoa; Chordata; Actinopteri; Atheriniformes; Atherinopsidae
Source: the annotation of a GenBank genome assembly
UCAAACAGCUUGUCUCCCUGUUUUUGUCAGAAUUCCAGAUCCACAUCUCCAUGGUGAUCUGGGCUCAGGUUUCUGGUUGUUUGUUUUCUGUAUGUUUCCAUGGCCACAGUUUCAUUAGAUGUUAAACUGGAUUGCAUGUUCUCAGUGGGCUCAACAUUUCAAACUGUGUCAGAAUGGUAAAAGGUGGAAAACGCUAUUCUUCUGCUGGCAAUGAUGGCAAAUGGUUUGCCCAUGCAGCUCUGCCAGAGUGUGAAACAAGAUCUCGUGAAACUUGCACAAGCACCGGGAUUAUGCUGAAUCAGGUUAAAACAUCGCUGCCUCAGGCUUUGAAUUUGGAGCGCUACCCUAAAUGGAAAUCUCAGCAGAAAUCCAGAGAUUAUCCUCUCUCUAGUCAUGACAACAAGAUUGCCUUAACAAACGACGUCACGGUCUUCUCUCAAGGGGCUGGACGGAGGAAGUGUCCAGAAGAGCGCCGACAGAACAACUCCCACUUCUGCCUGUGUCGGGUUGGAGCUGACGGCAUCCCUGAAGAGACCAGGAGAGAGCUCACCACCCACCAGGCCGACUUCACAGCCAUCACAGGCACCGACGUUCCCAACAGAACUAGGCGGUUCCCCCACAACCACAAGCUCAGGUCUGCAGAGGCAGCUAUGGCACAAGCAGAGGGGCACAACAUGUGGUUUGGAAGACACGACUCUAACGUCUCAAAGACCCUGAAUGUCGUGGCAGCAACCGAGUGCUCAUCCUCUUCUCAAUCCUAAAAUAUCUGCAUAUUUGGGACACCGAUAACUGUACACAGAACAGAGACAGUUCGUAGUGGCUCAAAUAAAGAGCAGAACUAGCCGUUUUAGGAUGAGAUUCUCUUAUUUUCAGGAAAUAUUAGCAGAACUGGAGUAAAAGGGCUGCCAAGAAGGGAUCAUUGUUCAACAACACUCAUUUACUUACUCAUUUACACUCAUUUACCAACUGAAAGUUGGUUGAUAAUCAUCCACUAGUUGUGAUAAUAUUGUGAAAUUGUGCACUUAAUGGAUUACUGAACCACAAUGAAUUAUUCUGAUGCUGAUCUCAAA